CCAUGCGCACGUUAGCAACGAUCCCAACCUCCCUCAUUGCGGAUGGAAAUGAACCAACCCCCCGCCAUCCCUGCGGACCAAAACACAGACACGUCUUCACUCUGCACUCCCCGCACUGCCACUCACACUCAGUCUAUUUCGCUCCUUUUUUCUCGUUUCCUUCCCCAUUUUUUGAAACCCUAAUAAGGCAGGCCUGUUCUCUCUCUCUCUCUCUCUCUCUCUCUCUCUCUCCAAUUCUGUAACAAAUACAAACUUCUCUGAUCUCACAGUUGUUAGUAAAUAAACAAAAAUGCGAUUUCUACGGAGGUCUCAGAGCUUCAGAAUAUUUGCGGGGAAUCCAAAGGCUGUCGGGGUGAGAGGCGUGGUUACGAGCUGCAGGGCGGUGGUGCUGCCGCGGUUCGGUGGGCCGGAGGUACUGGAGCUGCGGCCCGAUGUGGAAGUUCCCAAUCUCAAGCCCAAUGAGGUCCUCGUCCGCGCUCGUGCCGUCUCCAUUAACCCCCUCGAUACCAGAAUGCGAUCAGGCUAUGGUCGUUCUGUAUUUGAACCACUUCUACCUCUCAUUUUGGGUCGUGAUAUUAGCGGUGAAGUUGCAGCGAUUGGAGCUUCAGUUCGGUCACUGAGUGUUGGGCAAGAAGUUUUUGGUGCAUUGCAUCCAACUGCCGUAAGGGGUACUUAUGCUGACUAUGCAAUUCUUUCUGAAGAAGAGCUUGCUCCAAAACCUGUAGCAGUUACACAUGUGGAGGCAAGUGCCAUUCCUUUUGCUGCACUGACAGCAUGGCGUGCUUUAAAAAGUACUGCUAGAAUAACUGAGGGGCAAAGAAUAUUAGUGGUGGGUGGUGGAGGAGCAGUAGGUUUUUCUGCAAUUCAGAUUUCUGUAGCUGCAGGGUGCAUUGUUACAACUACUUGUGGAAGUCAAAGCAUAGAUAGAUUGAUUGCAGCUGGUGCUGAGCAGGCAGUUGACUACACUGCUGAGGACCUCGAAUUGGCAAUAAAAGGGAAGUUUGAUGCUGUUUUGGACACUAUUGGUGUACCAGAAACAGAAAGACUAGGCAUCAAUUUUUUGAAGAGAGGUGGACACUAUAUGACACUUCAGGGUGAGGCGGCAUCGUUGACUGAUAGGUACGGGCUAGCUGUUGGGCUUCCUUUAGCUACAGCUAUUUUGAUGAAGAAACAAAUUCAAUACCGUUAUUCUCAUGGAAUAGAAUAUUGGUGGACUUUUAUGAGGGCUGAUUCAGAAGGUUUAAAUGAGAUCCGCAGACUCUCUGAAGCUGGAAAGCUGAAAAUACCCGUGGAAAAAACAUUUCCCAUCUCACAGGUGAGAGAGGCUCAUGAGGCAAAAGACAGGAGACACAUUCCCGGUAAAGUAGUCCUGGAACUUGACUGAAAAAUAUUCGAUGAUUCCUUGGCGGUGAUGUCUGACUGGAAUCUUCAACACUAAAAUGCCAUUCCAUUUAACUUUCGUCUUGGUCAGUGGAUGCUGCACUGUAGGCCCUUCCUGUACACUAAAUACUAGGAUUUUGUGUAGAAGCUGAGUUUUGUGGAUGGAAACUUUCAAUUUCCGGUUGGCAAUCUGUAAAUGUUUGAGAUUUCCCUAUUAUUCUACAUAUUCAUUUUUGUUUCAUACAUAAUAAGCUCAAUUUGAUGUUAA
Alnus glutinosa is the source of this 1648-nucleotide messenger RNA. RefSeq lists its product as uncharacterized. The record is from RefSeq and is a predicted model, not a curated record. The transcript is spliced from 7 exons. Lineage: Eukaryota; Viridiplantae; Streptophyta; Magnoliopsida; Fagales; Betulaceae. Gene Ontology annotation, molecular function: oxidoreductase activity. The coding region runs from base 290 to 1384 and encodes 364 amino acids.